This is a messenger RNA of Acanthamoeba castellanii str. Neff, 411 nucleotides long. RefSeq names its product vacuolar protein sorting 55 protein. Lineage: Eukaryota; Discosea; Longamoebia; Acanthamoebidae. Bases 1 to 411 code for a protein of 136 amino acids. Gene Ontology annotation, cellular component: endosome. The transcript has 4 exons. The record is from RefSeq and is a predicted model, not a curated record. Gene Ontology annotation, biological process: late endosome to vacuole transport via multivesicular body sorting pathway.
AUGCUGGCCGUCGGAGUGACACUGGGCAUCUUGGCGUGCGCCCUGUGGGCCAACUGGUGGCCCCUCUUCGUCGUGGGGUGCUUCCUGUUCGCUCCUCUUCCGCAUAUCUUGUUCGGGUGGUGCUAUUCUGAUGACUUUGCUGGCUUCGUGGACGAGAGAUCCCGAGGACUGAAGGAUGUGGCCGACUUCCUCACCGGCUCGGCGCUGGCUGCUGGCUUUGGUCUGCCCAUCAUUCUCAUGCACACCGAUGUGCAUGCCUGGCUCAACCGUGCGACCGUCCUUCCUGGCCAACAGAUCGACCUGGGCCCGAUGUUUAUGUCGAUGGUUGGCGGCGCGGUCGUCUACCUGUCGGUGGUGGCCUACGUCUACGUGUGCCACAAGGGCCAAGAAGAGGCCGACUUCUCCAUGUGA